UUAGCUCGCCACGGCGAUGCCUUGCACUCUUCGGCUGCCCCGGUGACCGGAGGCCGCCGGUUGCCCCGCACGGGUGGCAGAGCUUCCAGCCCCGGCCUUUUCCGGAGCCCGCGGCCCAUCCCGGUUCCCCCCUUCCUGGCCGGGUGGUUGCGCCCCGGCGAGGCCGGACAAGCCGGGGGGCAGGUGCCAGCCGAAGAUGGCGUUUCCCGGGCAGCCGGCGCCCGGCGGCGGGUUCUACCAGGGCGGGUACGGAGGAGCUCCGGGAGGACCAGCAUUCCCUGGACAAGCUCAGGACCCUUUGUAUGGUUAUUUUGCUGCAGUAGCAGGGCAGGAUGGACACAUAGAUGCUGAUGAGCUGCAGAGAUGUCUCACCCAGUCAGGGAUUGCAGGAGCGUACAAACCUUUCAACUUAGAGACUUGCAGACUCAUGAUCUCAAUGCUGGAUAGGGAUAUGUCUGGCACACUGGGAUUUAAUGAGUUUAAAGAACUCUGGGCUGUGGUCAACGGCUGGAAGCAACACUUCCUAAGCUUUGACAAUGACAGAAGUGGAACAGUGGAUCGUCAAGAACUGGAGAAAGCCUUGAUGAAUAUGGGCUUUAGACUGAGCCCACAGGCAGUGACUGCGAUCACAAAGCGAUACAGCACUCAAGGGAAGAUCACGUUUGAUGAUUACAUUGCCUGCUGUGUGAAACUCAGAGCUCUUACUGAAUGUUUUAGAAGCAGGGAUGCAACUCAGCAGGGUUUUGUGAACUUCCAGUAUGAUGACUUCAUACAGUGUGUUAUGAGCAUCUAAACCAAAAGGCAGGAAGCUGUGGAUGAUCAUGAUUAACAUUCCAGUUUGUGUUUUCCUUUGCCAAAUCUUACGACGAUCGUGUAUUUCAAUAUUGGAAAUUGCGUAUUUUAUGAAGGUAUCGCUUUACACACUUGCUUUUUUUUUUCAAUUUGACAAUGACUAUAGAUGACUCACAUACUGUUGUCUUUAACUUUCAACCUGUGACUAUUAAAGAAGUUUUUAUUUUCAUAAACUUGCAAUUCACUAUGUAUAACAAAUUAUGCAGUAAGUUUUUCUGGAGUUCGGCUUACCUUUUUCUGUCUUAAACAGUAUCUUGUAUAACAUAAGAUGAUGCAUAUUCUUUUGUCUUUGACAGCAUAAGACACCUACAAACUUAAAAGAGCUUUUGAAAUGAUCAUCUUAUACUGGUCUGUUAGAACAUCAGUCAGUUUAAAGUUAGUUACUGUGACAGCUAGCUGUUCUCAAGGUGAAGUCUGUGACACCACGCACUGAGUGUAAGACCAUCUGGUAGACCUUCAGGGAUGCAGCAAAACACAGCAGAGAGCUCUUCCAGCAGAGUGCUGUCCUACAGGGGUCUCGUUCCAGUAAGAUUCUUGCUCUGUUUGUGUCACUGCAUAAAACACUUUUAAGCAUA
This is a messenger RNA of Calidris pugnax (ruff), 1427 nucleotides long. RefSeq names its product sorcin (gene SRI). Gene Ontology annotation, molecular function: calcium ion binding. The record is from RefSeq and is a predicted model, not a curated record. Lineage: Eukaryota; Metazoa; Chordata; Aves; Charadriiformes; Scolopacidae. The transcript has 8 exons. Bases 197 to 793 code for a protein of 198 amino acids.